AUGGUCCAAAACCAGACCUUAGGUUUUCAAGAAAUAUAUAUGAUCUCGCUCCCGGAAAGGACGGAUAAGCGAGACGCUUUUGCUUUACAGGCAGCGUUUUCUGGAAUCUCCUAUACAGUCGUGGAUGGAGUGCAUGGUGACGAAGUUCCCUCACACGCUUUACCAAAUACGAUGGAUCAACGAUCUAAUGUCGUUGGGUGUUGGCGUGCUCACGUCAACGUCUUGCAGAGGAUGGUGCGCGAGGGCGUUUCCACCGCCUUAAUCUUCGAAGACGAUGCCGACUGGGAUGUGGCUCUCAAACACCAGCUGGUGCAAUUUGCUCGGGGCUCGAGAUUCAUCCUAAGCGCGCCCGGGGAGGAACUCGCCACUCUUUCUCCCUACGGAGAUGACUGGGACAUAUUAUGGUUAGGGCAUUGUGGAACUUCAAUUCUACCCGACGAACACCGCCGCUUUUUCGUCAUACCCAAUGAUCCCACGGUGGAACCGCCCCAUCUCCGCCAGGAGAAUUACCACGAGCCCAACACGAGUCACUGGCGGACUGGGCCUGACGGUGGCAGCCGAACAAGGAUAGUCUUCCGCUCAGGAAACGCGGCAUGUACGGCGGCAUACGCUAUCUCUCAGAAGGGUGCCAAGAAAGCCCUCUAUUACCUAUCCAUGGUCCCAUAUAAUGAUCCUAUCGACCUGAGGCUCGCCGCCCUUUGCAAAUCGAAAGUCAAGUGUAUCUCGCCUUGGCCUCAACUGGUCGGUGUCUCUUGGCCGACCGGAAACGCGGCCAAGUGGAGUGACAUUGGCUACGGUCCCGAUUCGGAGGCGACUGUCCAGGAAGGGAAAUCGCUCCAUCUGAUGUACUCGGUCCGGCAGAAUCUACCAAAUAUGCUCGAAGGGCAGACGGUCUUUGACAGCCAAUACCCUCGUAUUGCACCCCCGAUGAGUAUAGAGGAUCUGGGAAGCGCCACCGGUUACCCUGAGACCCUAGAACCUGGCGACUUUCUCUCUCCGCCGAAGGAUAAGACCGUUGGAAGUGACUAA
This is a messenger RNA of Cladophialophora immunda, 1029 nucleotides long. RefSeq lists its product as uncharacterized. Bases 1 to 1029 code for a protein of 342 amino acids. The transcript is spliced from 2 exons. NCBI's taxonomy places the organism in Eukaryota, Fungi, Ascomycota, Eurotiomycetes, Chaetothyriales, Herpotrichiellaceae. The record is from RefSeq and is a predicted model, not a curated record.